This is a messenger RNA of Arachis ipaensis, 10935 nucleotides long. The record is from RefSeq and is a predicted model, not a curated record. NCBI's taxonomy places the organism in Eukaryota, Viridiplantae, Streptophyta, Magnoliopsida, Fabales, Fabaceae.
AUUAGUCUUGAGGUGGUACUACUAGAGAAUGUGGAGCUAAUACUUGAAGCAUUUGAUUAUCUCCAGCUUCCGUUUGCACUAAAGCAAGGUCGAGUUGGGAGGUUAAGCAUCAAAAUUCCUUGGAAAAAGCCCUGGGAUCCUAUUAUAAUUAUUUUAGAGGAUGUCUUUGUUUCUGCAUCCCAGAGAGAUGAUCAAGAGUGGGGUGCUGAAGCUGUCGAGAAAAGAGAAUUUGCUGGCAAAAAGGCUAAGCUAGCAGCAGCAGAGUUGGAAAAGUUAUCCAGACGUGUGAGUGGUAGCAAUGCCGGCCAAUCAUUCAUUUCUCACAUCACUGCAAAGGUUCUUGACAGCAUUCAAGUAGACAUUAGGAAUUUUCAUGUUUUAUACAGUGAUAUGCAGAAUGACAUGGGGCAUGUUAUGUUUGGUUUGAAGUUCUCUAAUUUGACCAUGAAGCAAAAUGUUGCUGGGUCUUAUAAUGCAAGGGUGAGGGUGGGCCAAGAGCAUAAAAUCGUAGAGAUUAAAGGACUGGAAUUUUAUUCCAGUAUAUUUCAUGGUUCAAUGGAAUUGGUAACUGUGAAUUGGAUGAGUAACUCCCACUUAGCAACUAAUAUAAGAUCUGAAGGGGAAUAUUAUAAUUCUAUAUUGGCUCCUUGUGAUGUAACCAUAACUCUUUCGGCUAACAGAUCACAUAGGCCUGAUGAUGAUGCACCACAGUAUUCUGUCAGUGCUGAAAUGAGUGGUUUGGUUGUAUCCUUAGAUGAGUGUCAGUUGCAACAGAUGUUUAUCGUGUGGGAUUAUGUUUGCAUUUGUAGGUUAAGAGAAAAGUAUGGCCGCUUUCGUCCUUGGCACUGUCCUCUACCAAGAAAAUCUAAGGGUUGGCAAAUAUUUUGGUGGCACUAUGCACAAGAAUCAGUCCUUUCAGAUGUACGCAAGAAACAAAAGAAAACAUCAUGGAGAUACCUUGGGGAUAGAUUAAGCUACCGUCGGAAAUAUAUUAACUUGUACAAGAUCCAGUUGAUGAAGAUGUGCUCCAAGAUUUGGAAGAAAUGGAGAAAGAAUCAGAUUUGGAUGAUAUUCUGAAUUAUCGAUCUGCUGCAGAAUAUGCUAUGCGGGAAUUACUUUCAGGGUGUUCUGCUCCUAACAAUGGGAGGAUGCACAUUGAUAUUCCUACAGAAAAGUCGUCCAUAGAUGACCAUGCAGUCAAAUCACGGGGAUGGUUGAAUUGGUUAUCUCGUGGUAUGCUUGGUGCUGGUGGAACUGAUGAUUCCAGUCAAUUUUCAGGAGUUGUGUCAUUUGAUGUUGAGGAUAUAUCUGAGGCAACAGAAUUUCAUCCUGUAGUUUCAUCCAGUCUUGACAUUGCUACAAAGCAUGAAUUAUGCACAUUGGCAUUGAAGAUUGCAAUUAAUCAGAUUUCUACAACCCUGCGUAGCAAGAGGUAUGGUAAAGCAAUUGCAGAAAUAAUUCUUGAAGGUGGGAUUGUUGAGUCUAAGCUCUACAAAGAACAUGGAGUUUUUUUAUCCAAAUUCAAGUUCGCGAAAGUAGUUCUUCCAAAUAGCCAGGAAGUGAUUGUACAUAUUAGAAGGCCUUUCAUUGAAAAUAAUACAUCAGAUAUUGACGAUCAUGCAUGCAGCAUUCAAGUAGAUUUUUCAUCUGAUGGAGAUACAGCCAUGUCAGUAAAGGGAGUGCUUCAACAAAUUCAAGUGAUGUUUGAUGGGAGCAUCUUUUUGAAUCUGCUGGAGUUUUAUGAUGUCUUUACAACUUUCAAAUUUCAUAAUGAAAGGGUGCUGUUGUCACUGAAUGGAAUGAAAAAUGACAAUGCUCGGCUCUUAUCCAAAGCAGAAUAUGUUUUCGCGAACAAUAAGAAAGUUAUGUGGGAAAUUACUAUCUUUGAUGUUUCUGUUAAUAUUCCGUGGAGGAAUACAGCAGCAAAAUAUUGCAACUUGUUGAUGAAUUCAAGGUCUUUAUGCUUGAAAUCAACUGAGAAUCUUGAAUCGUUCUCUUCAAAUGAUGAGGACCACCAACCCUACUGUGUGAAGAGCUUUUUAAAUUCGAUAUCUGCAUCAGAUAUUUGUAUAGGAAUCCAACUUCAAGAUUUGUACACUUAUUUUGAUGUUAGACUCGAUGAUUUCCAGAUCACUUUAAUUGGUUCUGACCAGUCAGAAAAGGUUUCUAUUCUACAGAAAUUGAGUGCAACAUUCUUCCUGGCAUCUUGUGUAAUCCCGGAUGAAUCCAUUUUGAAACAGUUGGAGGUCUAUGUUUUCAUAGCACCAUUUAAAGCACACUUCUCUCCUUCCAUAUAUGGUGCAAUCUUAGAAUUGAUCACUUAUCAAGGAACCUUGCAUCUGAGCAGGGAAUCUGAAACCUUGAACUGGCCUUAUCCUCCUAAUGUGCCUUUGGUUACGCCAAAAUCUUCCACUUUUGGAAUAUCCAUUAGUUCAAAAUUUGGCUCAGUUGAUCUGGAAGUGGACUUUGAAAAUAAGUUUAUUGUUAGGACAAAACAGAUUAUUAAUGUUCACUGAAACGAAAUCUUUGUACUUUGCAGGUAUGGUUCAAUGGAAUUUCAGGAGUUAUUUCUUAGUAUAAGAUCUUUAAUGGUCUCUAUUUGUGAAAAGAAAGAUGAAAAAGACAGCCUUUUGGUUCUUUCCUCUGGGAAUUUAUCUUCUCCUAUUAGUGCAGUUGGAGAAGAGUCUGUUUCUGGACCAAGUAAUGAAUUUGAUCAACAUUCUGAUGCAGCUUUAUCUGGUGAUGCAUGUUUUGCAAUGCAUUAUGAAUCUCCUGGAACUGAUUUACUUUGUCACAAGUGUAUUAUGUACCUAAAUAAUACUGACAUCCACUGUUACCCACAUAUUGUGGGACUUUUUGUUGGAUUCUUCAAUAAGUUGUCUUCCUAUAAUAUCAAUUUUGAGAACUCUGCUUGCAGUGAUACUUCUGAGGUUUCAAACAUUUUAUCAACUCUUGGGUCACAGAAGUUUGGCUUCUCAAAUUAUUUCGAAUUUGGUUCCUCUGAUUCUGCAUGCAUUCCAGUGGAUCAUUUUCCAUUUGUUACAAUUCACAAUACUGACUCUCUGCAUAAUCUAGAGAGUGCACUUAUAUAUGCCAUUCCUGAGUGGAGAAAAUAUUUUACUCUGAGGGACAAAAAAAUUAGAUGUUCCAAAAUUAACAUGAGAAGAAGGUCCAGAUUUUCCCACAUUUCACCCUCAAAGUCCAGACCCAAUUCUGGAUAUCUAAAGGAAUCUGGGAUUGCGAGUAUCUCUAACGUUAUUUCUAUAGAGCUGCAUGUUUGGGGAAUACGAGUACAUUUUCACGACUCAUCAUGCAUUAUUGGAACAAUAAUGGUACCUACAUCUAAAUCCUGUCUCUUAUUUUGUGAAGAAAGCUUUGAUAUUUCGUCUUCUUUCGAAGGAUUGGUUCUCACAUCAUCUUGGUGGGGCCGGAAUUUCCAAGAUUAUCUAUGGGGUCCCUGCUCAAAUUUAUCUCCUAUUUUGAAUGUGCGUGUCAGGAAAGGAAAGAACAUAUCUUCAACUAUUGGGCUGGAAGUAAGUAUUAGUGUUCAGCAUGUGUACUGCAUGUUACCCUCUGAGUAUCUCUCCAUCAUCAUUGGUUACUUUUCAUUAGCUGAAUGGGGUGGUGAUUCAAGUGGUAGAUCUCCUGUAGUGGAGCAGAGCGAUGUAUAUGUUAAAAAUGAAAUGAGUAUCACAGUAAAGUUUGAGGUCUUGGACUCUACUCUUAUUUUUCCAGUGGAGAGUAAUGAAUACCAAUAUCUAAAGGUUGAAAUGCGGCAGUUAUAUGGUAGUUUUAUUGAGAAUUCUGGUUUUGACAACAUAUUGAAGAGCAUCCCUCCUGAAUGUUUAGUUCCUGUUCAGAAGCUUGCCAAGAGGAAUAAUUGUGUAAAUGUGUUUGCCCGGGAUGUCUACCUAUUAUUUGUUUUGUGCAAGAAUGAUAUGUAUGGAUCAGCAACAAUUGAACAAAAUACUGAGUUUGUGUUAAAUACUUUAAUUGCCCCCAUAAAUGCUGAUGUUUGGGUUAGAAUUCCAUAUGGUGAGACUAGUUGCAACAGCUCUUCAUCGUCCAUAUGUUGCAUGACAAACAUCAGCAGUUGUUAUAUUAUUGCUGAAGAGAGUAAUUUUUUGGAUGGAUGUUUGGCCCUAUUGGAUGUUAUUGAUGAGUUCUCCACUGUUGAAGAUAAAUCAAAAUGUUUCCAAUCAGAUCUUCUGCAAUUCCUAGAUUUGAAGAGAAGUUUAAAGGCAACUGGUGCCAUUUCAACGACUCCGGGUGCUUCAAUGAUGAUAUUGACAGAAAUAAAAUGUCACACUCAGUCUUUGUUGAUAAGCUUCUGUCACAAAAAAGAAGAUUCUGUUGAACUAAUAGCUAAGGGUGAUUUCCAAUUUAUUUGCUCUGCAUCCUUGGUAAAUGAUUCACUGGUUUCGAUAGAUGUAGGUUUCUCCACCCUUGUGUUAUACUCCCCACACGAUUCUAUGUUAGCAAAAUUCAGUUCUGCUCCCUGUUCCACAUUAGUACUUGAAAUAUCUUUUUCUAAAUCUUUGGACAGUCAGAAUGAAGUCAGCCUCAGUCUUUCGUCUCUUGAUGUUUGGCUUCAUCUGUGUGAGUGGACUGAGGUUCUUAAAUUCCUCAAUCAUUUGAGUGUAAGUUUGGACAAAAGUGUUUCUACAGAUGCAACACCCAAGAGCUUGUCUUUCAAUGCAGCUGAUUCUGUAAAAAUGACAGCAAGAUGUGAUGCUUCCAAUUUCCUUGAUUCUGACAUUAACUCAUCGCAGUUUACAUCACAAGAAGCAGAGAAUGUUGUUUUAAUGAUUGUUAAGUCGAACCUCAUUUCUAUUUCAUUUCACAUCCCUGUCUGGGUUAGUGAAGAACCUUGCAUGGAAUUUCAGCUUUCUGAAGGUCUCAAAGUGACACCUUUAAGUGCAUCCUCUGAUUUGGUUGAAGAGAAAGACGCAAACUUCUUGACAGUGACUUUGAACAUGAAUGGUUUUGAAUUUUUCAUGAGUAGCAGAGAUUUCCAUCUGAAGUCCAACAUGGAAAAAUUGAGCUGUGUAAUAAUGACUAUUGAGAAUGGAAGAUAUACAUCUUCGCCUCUUUGUGAUAUCUUUCAGGUUCAUGUGGAGGCUGUACUGUGCAAGAACCCAACAAACACAACCGAGUCCAGGGUGGAGAUUAUAUGUGAUCAUUCAGAUGUGUGGCUUUCACAUCCUGCAUUCUAUUUAUGGGGUGCUAUAAAAUUCGACAUUCCCAAAUCUGGCUCUUCCCAGUAUUCUGCUUGCGGCAUUGCUUUCAAGUUUAAUAUGAGGAAAGUCUCUAUUCUGCUAACAGAUGGAAAGUGGAGCUAUAAUGGGGCACAGAUGGAGAUUCUAGUCAGAAACAUCCUCUUUCAUGUAAAGACAAGCGAAAAACUUAUGGAAUGUUCAGUUACUGGUGAUCUUCAAGUUAAUUACAAUAAUAUUGAGAAGGUGUCGUGGGAGCCUUUUAUUGAACCUUGGCAGCUUCUAUUGACUUUAGUUAGAGAACAAGAAACGAGUACUGUGCUGAGUAUGUCUGUUCCAACAGAAAUCAUUUUCAAGUCUACUACUCAGCUGAACAUUAAUAUCACAGAAUCCUUAGUUGAGUGUGUUUCACGCACAACUGAGAUGCUCUUGGAUGUGCUGGGGCUGGUAGGAUUGAAUAAUUAUGAUGGCAACAAACUUAUCCAUUCGCCAUAUGCUGAGCUCAUGUGUACGAGAAGAUGUGGUGCUCCCUAUGUCCUACAAAACCUAACUUCUGUUCCUCUUCUAUAUCAUGUAUAUCAUGGUCCUUUAAAUCCUGAUGAACUUUAUGAUUCCAAUGAGAAAUAUGGAAAAUAUGUAAACCCAGGUUCCACAAUUCCAAUAUACAUGGAUGAAAACACUGAAGAGCGGCUUUCACGUUACAGGCCUUCUCAUUCUUCUGAUAGUCUAAAUGAUCAGAGGCUAAAUGGUUUUGCUCAUCAUUAUAUAACUGUGCAGCUUGAAGGAACACCUAUGCCAUCUAACCCAAUGUCAAUGGAUUUAGUAGGAGUUACAUACUUUGAGGUUAAUUUCUCCAAGACAUACAAUGAAAAUGACGAGGAUGGUAGAAUGAGUACAGGGCCUACUUUCAUUGUUCCCGUUGUUUUUGACGUUUCAGUGCUGCGCUAUAGCAAGUUAAUUCGAAUAUACUCCACUGUUGUACUCCAAAAUGCAACUUCUAUUCCUCUUGAGCUGCGGUUUGAUAUUCCAUUUGGUGUGUCACCGACGAUAUUAGAUCCGAUACACCCAGGGAAACAGUUACCACUUCCACUGCACUUGGCUGAAGCUGGUUUUGUAAGGUGGCGGCCUAUGGGGAGCUCUUAUUUGUGGAGUGAAGCUCACAACCUCUCAAAUCUCCUAUCAGUGAAUAGCAGAGUAGGAAAUUUAAAAUCAUUUGUCUGCUAUCCAUCUCACCCAAGUAGUCAUCCAUUUCGUUGCUGCCUAUCAGUUAAGAAUAUCAGCUUGACUUCAUCUGGUUGGAUGAACAGUAAUAUCUCUGCAGAUGAUGAAAAAAAGCGUUAUAUUCAUCACUUGAUCCUAAGUGCUCCUUUAAUAAUUAGCAACUACCUUCCUAAGGAAGUUUUGUUGGUUAGUGAAAGUUCAGGGGUAAAUCAUACUGUGAGGGUUUCAGAGGUGGAAACUUCUGUUUAUCAUAUUGAUCCCUCUCAUGAUCUAGGAGUGGAGAUCUGCAUUGACGGAUUUAAACAUUCUGAUUUCAAGUUUCCUCGUUUAGAAAAUUUCUGCACUCUGGCCAAGUUCAGUGAAACUGAAACCAAGUUUUCACUGUCUGAAACCCUGAUAUUUGAACCAACUAAUUCAGACGGUCAUAUGUAUGUUACAGUGGAGAAGGUGAUAGAUGUAUAUUCUGGUAGCAGGGAAGUAAUAAUAUAUGUUCCUUUCAUCUUAUAUAACUGCAUGGGUUUUCCUAUGUGUAUAAAAGAAACAACUAGUGGGUCAAAUCAGAGGGGAUUUGUUAUUCCUUCGUAUUAUGAUUUUUGUGAAAACGAAACAAUUUCUACAAAAAAGGAUGGUCUCUCUCUCCUGUCAUCCAGCCAUGAGUUACAUGCUGAAGUUCCUCUUAACCCAAGGAGUUUUUUGAAGAAUCAUACCAUCUCAUGCAGAGAGGAUGUUACUGCAAACACUCCGAGCUUCCCAGGUAGUUCCUUAUUAUUCUCUGGUAACUACCAUGGAAGUUUAGGAAGACAACGAAGGAAAAGUGGUUCUACAAAUGGGAUUUCAUCUUUAGGAAGAUCGAAGAAUACAGCCAUCUCCAUUAUCCAGUCAACUUGGAAGGAUUUUGGUUCCGGUAAUCAGGAGCAUGGAAAGGUUGGGCCAUGUAUGUAUUCUCCUGCCGCUAAUUCUGCUAUAAAUGAGAUUUUGGUUAAAUUAAGUAGAUAUUUCCCUGGAGAUGCUAGCGAACAGUUGCCAUUUUCUUUGUGGUCAAGUCCAUUUUCUCUGCUACCACCAAGUGGUUCAAGUACGAUUCUUGUUCCUCAGUUAGCGUCAAAUUCUGCAUUCAUUGUAGCUGUGACUUCUAACACAAUUGGUGAACAAUAUACUGGGAGGACAAAUGCAAUCACUUUCCAGCCUAGAUUUGUAAUCAGCAAUGCAUGCAGCAAGGAAAUAUCUUACAAACAGAAGGGAACUGAUGUAAUUUUUUAUUUAGGAAUAGGGGAACAUGCUCAUCUUCAUUGGACAGAUAUGACUAGGGAGCUGCUUGUCUCAAUUUGUUACAAUGAAUCAGGAUGGCAGUGGUCUGGAAGCUUUUUGCCAGAUCAUCUAGGUGAUACACAACUGAAAAUGAGGAACAUUGUUUUUGGCACUUCAGACAUGAUUCGAGUUGAGGUGCAGAAUGCUGACAUAUCAAUGGGGGAUGAAAAAAUAAUUGGAAGCAUUAAGGGAAACUCAGGCACCAACUUGAUUCUUUUGUCGGAUGAUGAUACAGGGUAUAUGCCAUACAGAAUUGAUAAUUUCUCCAAGGAGGAAUGGACGAGUCUUGGUAAUCUCAUAAGAAAGAACAUCAGUUUGGCAACAAAAUUGCUAUGGCUUUUACCUUUAGAGCCCCAUUCUUUAUGGCAUCAGGUAUAUGGCAUGAACGGAAAUGGAUGGGAUGCAAAUCCUGCUAGUGAUUAUGCUACCUUAAACCCUUUCCUUUCUCUAAAAAGAUUGCGAAUAUAUCAGCAGAAAUGUGAAAUGUUUGACACAGUCAUUCACUCAUACAGUUCUUACCCUUACACUUGGGAUGAACCCUGCUAUCCUCAUCGUCUUACAGUCGAGGUACCUGGAGAGCGAGUUUUGGGAUCAUAUGCCCUUGAUGAUGUAAAAGAAUAUAGGCCUGUAUGUUUGCCGCCAACCUCCGAGAAACCAGAAAGGACUUUCUUUUUAUCAGUGCAUGCAGAGGGAGCAACAAAGGUCCUCAGUAUUCUCGAUUCAAAUUAUCAUAUUUUUAAUGAUGUUAAAAAAUCAGAUAUCCGACAAACUGCAGAUAAAAGGUUAUAUGAUCACAAACAAGUUAAGCUGUCAGAGUACAAGGAAAAAAUAUCAAUUUUUAUUCCGUGUAUUGGAAUAUCUUUGAUUAAUUCAUACUCACAGGAAUUGCUUUUUGGCUGUAUUAAGGAUAUACAAAUUGAGCUACUGCAGAGUUUGGAUCGUCAAAGCCUUUCCUUGCAGAUAGCCUUCUUACAAAUUGACAACCAGUUGCGCUCCACUCCAUAUCCUGUUAUGUUGUCAUUUGAUAGUGGAUACAAGUCCUGUGCUGCUGACAACGUGAAAUAUAGGGAUGAUGUUGGGGGGAAAAGAAUUGAAAAGUUAAAUCAGAUUUCUAUUCCCGUGUUUAGCCUAGAAAUAUCGAAGUGGAGGAAGAAAGACAUUUCGUUUAUUUCAUUUGAAUACAUAAAAUUGAGGAUGGCAGAUUUCCGUCUUGAGAUUGAACAAGAAGUCAUAUUAAGCUUGUUUGAGUUCUUCACAAAUAUCACUUGUGGGAUGCAAUGUGGAAUCAUGGCAUCUUCAGAUCACUAUGAGGGAGCAUCACUAAAGGAUUCCUCCUUUGUUCAGACUGAGAAAUUGAGAUUAACUACUGACCAAUGUCCUCCAAGAAUUGAUUCCUUUUUCAAUGGAAAAUCAAAAAAAAAUGUGGCAUUGCCUUCCAUCACUCCAAUUGGGGCCCCUUGGCAGGAUAUUUAUCUUUUGGCAAGAACCCAGAAGAAAGUUUAUAUUGAAAUUCUUGAAUUGGCACCAAUCAAAAUGACUUUGAGUUUUUCUAGUGCCCCAUGGAUGCUUCACAAUCGGAUCCUGACAUCCAAGGAAUUUCUUAUCCAUCGAGGUCUAAUGGCUCUUGCUGAUGUUGAGGGGGCUCAAAUUUAUUUGAAGGAUUUAAGUAUUGCUCACCACAUGGCCAGUUGGGAAUCUAUUCAGGAGAUUCUAAUUAGGCAUUACAACCGCCAACUACUUCAUGAGAUCUACAAGGUGUUUGGUUCUGCUGGUGUCAUUGGUAAUCCCUUGGGUUUUGUGAGAAGCAUGGGUCUUGGCAUUAGAGAUUUCUUAUCAGUGCCUGCAAAGAGCAUUAUGCAGAGUCCCACCGGACUUGUUACGGGCAUGGCCCAGGGCACCUCUAGUCUUUUAAGCAACACAGUGUAUGCCAUCAGUGAUGCGGCUUCCCAAUUCAGUAAAGCUGCACGCAAGGGUAUUGUUGCAUUUACAUAUGACGACCAAGCAGUUUCACGUAUGGAAAAACACCAGGCAACUGUAACCUCAGAUAGCAAAGGCGUAAUUAAUGAAGUCUUAGAGGGGUUGACUGGUCUUCUCCAGUCACCUGUAAGAGGAGCUGAGAAGCAUGGUCUCCCCGGUGUCCUCUCAGGAGUUGCUUUAGGAAUUACAGGACUAGUAGCAAAACCUGCUGCUAGUAUACUCGAAGUUACCGGCAAAACUGCACUCAGUAUUCGAAACCGCAGUAAGCCCAAUCAAUUGAGAUCCCAAUGCUUUAGGAUCCGUCUUCCAAGGCCUCUGAGCCAUGAACGUCCAUUAAAACCUUAUUCAUGGGAAGAAGCUGUUGGGAUAUCCGUCCUUCUGGAGGCUGAGGAUGGUCUAAAAUUCAAAGACGAGAAGUUAGUGGCUUGCAAAGCCCUCAAAGAAUCUGGUAAGUUUGUCGUCUUAACAGAGAGAUUUGUAUUGAUUGUUUUCAGUCCUUGGUUAGUAACAUUGAGCAAGCCUGAGUUCCCCGGCAUCCCUGCUGAUCUCGAGUGGAUAAUUGAAUGGGAGAUUGGAUUGGAAAACAUAGUAUAUGCUGACGCCGCUCAAGCGGUUGUACACAUAGUUAGUAGCAGACCAGAUUCCCUAUUGAGACAAAAUCACCAUUCUCCUAAGCGAAGCAGCAGUAGAACCAGAGCUGUGCACUGGAACCAUAAUCCAACUCAUCUUCCACUCCCCCAGACGAACUUGGAGCUAUCAUCUGAGGAAGAUGCAACCAACUUGUUACAGCUUUUGUUGUCUGCCAUUGAAGAAUGGAAAGGCAAAGCUUCACACUGCGGGCGCAUCCUGCAUCGGGCUAAUCUCAGGACCAAAAAUGAAGCAAACGUGAAAGAGGGGAUGUGAUUCUUCUAUAUUUGGGAGAGCAAUUCAACCACACUGAGCAGAGAUUUUGCUGAAUUUUCUCUACUUGUAAUUAUUCUUGUACAUUAUAUGUUUAUAUUUUGUUUAUGUCCUUGCUCCCCAUUUGUUCUUGAGAGUAAAUAUUUCCCAUAGUUGUAUAGAAUAGUGGUUAUUAUUUUGUUUUUAUAAUCCUUGUAAUUAUUGGGUGUUUCAUUUGCUUGUGUUUGUCCCAUUUUUGGAAGUAUAGUCAUGGAUGUACAAGGUGUGAUAGAUCAUAUAUAGGAAGAUUUUAUUUAAGGCUUAAUUAACUCCA